Pseudocercospora fijiensis CIRAD86 is the source of this 2023-nucleotide messenger RNA. RefSeq lists its product as uncharacterized. The transcript has 5 exons. The coding region runs from base 1 to 1557 and encodes 518 amino acids. The record is from RefSeq and is a predicted model, not a curated record. Lineage: Eukaryota; Fungi; Ascomycota; Dothideomycetes; Mycosphaerellales; Mycosphaerellaceae.
AUGCCUUCAACAAGGCCGAUAUGGAUUCGAUCCAGGUCAGGAAGAGCGAAAUGGGAUACCAUCCUGGAGCUUCUCUCCCGGGCUCUCCAAGGUAGGCCACAGGUUCUGUGCAAUCUGUCCAAGCUGGUCAAGGGCGUCUCAACCACAUGCUGGGGGAAAGCGCAGCGGAUGACUCAGCAUCUACGUUCGUUUUCACUUGGUGUGAAAGUCAACUAUCAUACAACUUCAGCCUUUUUUCAUUCUGAUCAGGCUCCUAAGUUGCAGAGGACAGGCGCUGCGAUGGAAUGUACAAGCGGACAGCCUGCACCGAACCACGAUUGCACUCUGGAGCACCUUGACUCGAAGCUACCACCAGCGUCGCGACAUAAUGCAUUGGAUGCAAUCGAGCAAUCUUUUCCUCCAAGCCACGGCAAUGCAGUCAAUCUCAAAGCAGAUGUGCUCCAGCUUGCAGCAUCCAUCAUGAACGAGAGCUCACUCUUUGGCAUUAGCGACGACGAGCAGAUCCCAGAGCAAAUUGCCAGUCCAUGCACAUCUUCAGGUAUUCCCAUACCGACAUCUUCCACCGGACUGACCACUCUCGCUUACGAACGAGCACUACGCAAUCGGAUUCCAGCGGCCAAGCUAGCCAGACGAGGAGUUUAUGAUAUCGAAGCUUACAAGCCUACCUUCGCUCACUUGCGAAUCUCAUCGGCAAGGUAUGAGCCCGCAGCUCAAUUCUGCAUCGCGCACAACGCUAACGAGCUCCUUUCGCAGGGCUCACCAGAGGAUAUCAUCAACCGAAUGACACCCGCCAUCCUGCCAGGCGUUCACUCUCACAUCGACUCAAAAACUAUCAUCCCACAACUAAUCCAUUCAGGACGCUCAACAGAUCACGUCCAGGGCAUGUUGAUCUUCGGACAAGGCAAAGACGCUCGAAACGUGGUCCACCAACGCUAUAGAAGACAGCACGCAAAAAGGAAGCGCGUUGAGGUGGAGAUCGAAGUACUUGUGCCUGGUCAGGAUGAGCCAUGGCGUCCAGAAAGACGCACGAUCAUUGCACACGCUUGGCUCUUCUCACGUAUUCGAGAGUGUUCCGUCUCGGAUGGAACUGAAGUUGCUGAGAAGAAGUGUCCGAGCUGGUAUUUGGAGGGCUAUCUUGCAGGUCAACUUGAGCCGCACGAUCGACUGCGUAUUAGUGCUGAUGCGAAGGGCGAUGAGGAUCAGGAUGGUUAUAUUGGGAGGGAUGUCAAGGAAUAUGAGAUUCAGAGUGAGCAGCGAGAGGUCCGAAUCAUUUUACAGGGUGGUAAGAAUUCUCCUUUGAAGCGGGAGUCGCAGAUUCCAAUAUCUAUCAUCUCGAUACUGAUGCCCAUUGACUCCUCUACGACAUAUAAAACAAGGAUUGUCAAUGACUCAAGAGCAUCUUCCUAUCCAUGUACCGCAGGUUUCCACUUCUGCAGCUCCUCAUCACCAGCAUCACUGACCUUCCUCCCCCUCGGAAGAUUCAUUAUCUGGCUCUAUGGACGCAAGCAGAUCUCAGAGCAGAGCAACUCACAACCGCGGCUGCAUGCAAGGCGAUAAGAUCCAUCCAAGAACUGCGACAUUGCUCUAGCCUCGCCGUAUCUUUCGCGACAUCUAAGACAAUCUCAAAAACACCUUCAUCUUCUCAAAAUCCGGAGUUCCAAGUCCAGUAACAGCAUCCCAACCCUUCGACGCCGGGAAGCCCUCAGUUCCACACCCAGGAUUCUUGCCUUCAGUAACAUCAUUGAACAUUUCCGGAUACUUGUAGAUAGAAGACCGGAUUCGCGAAUCCGAUCGGCGUUUUUCCAACUUGUAAUCUCUCUUCGUUGAUCAGAGUCAGGAUGGCAGCAAAGAUGGGAAUAGCGGCAGAAGUGCCUCCAAUGGCACUUGUCCGACCGAAAUAGACGGUCGUGAUAUUCCAGCCCAUCGCUGACACGUCCGGGAUGCCUCUGCCGGUACGAUUGAAUACGCUGUCAUUGUACUUUGGAGCAUAGUCGUCGAGGUAAACUUUCACAGCGUGGUCUUG